This is a messenger RNA of Thlaspi arvense, 1677 nucleotides long. The record is from the annotation of a GenBank genome assembly. Lineage: Eukaryota; Viridiplantae; Streptophyta; Magnoliopsida; Brassicales; Brassicaceae.
AUGGCUUUCGCUGUCUCGGUUCAGUCACAUUUCGCCAUCAAACCUUUACAACGAAACCAGUUCAAGAACUCUAGUCCUCGUACCUUCUCCAGCUCGUGCUUUAAAUCCAGGCCUCACUCAUCUUACCUCCGUUCCAAGGAACUUACUUUACUGGUUCCCAAUCCGGGAUUAGUCCCUAGACACAGACAAAAAUUCCAGGUCAGAAUUGGGGCGGGAGGAGAGUUCGCCGACGGUGGAGAAGUAGCCGAUUCGCUUGCUUCCGAUGCACCUGAGUCAUUCUCUUGGUCUUCUGUGAUUCUACCGUUUGUAUUCCCGGCUUUGGGAGGGCUAUUGUUCGGGUAUGAUAUUGGGGCAACCUCUGGUGCUACUCUCUCACUUCAGUCACCUGCGCUCAGCGGAACUACAUGGUUUAACUUCUCACCUGUUCAGCUAGGACUUGUGGUUAGUGGAUCCUUAUAUGGAGCUCUUCUUGGUUCAACUCUUGUCUAUGGGAUUGCUGAUUUCCUUGGAAGAAGGAGGGAACUUAUUAUAGCUGCUGUUCUCUAUCUCCUCGGGUCUCUGACUACUGGAUUUGCCCCCGAUCUUAAUGUUCUCUUAGUUGGAAGGCUUCUCUAUGGCUUGGGUAUUGGUUUGGCAAUGCAUGGAGCUCCCCUCUAUAUUGCUGAGACAUGCCCAUCUCAAAUCCGUGGAACUCUAAUAUCUCUCAAGGAACUCUUCAUUGUAUUGGGAAUUCUGUUGGGUUUCUCUGUUGGAAGCUUCCAGAUUGAUGUAGUUGGAGGGUGGCGAUACAUGUAUGGAUUCGGCGCGCCUGUUGCUUUGCUGAUGGGACUAGGCAUGUGGAGUCUCCCUGCAUCUCCUCGCUGGUUGCUUCUUAGAGCCGUCCAAGGCAAAGGCGCUUUACAAGAGUACAAAGAGAAGGCCAUGCUUGCCCUCAGCAAGUUACGUGGCAGACCUCCGGGUGAUAAAAUGUCGGAGAAGUUAAUAGAUGACGCCUUGUUAUCCGUGAAAACGGCUUAUGAAGAUGAGAAAUCAGGUGGAAACUUCUUGGAAGUAUUCCAAGGGCCUAAUUUGAAAGCUUUGACAAUUGGUGGAGGUUUAGUCCUUUUCCAGCAGAUAACUGGACAACCAAGUGUUCUUUACUAUGCGGGUUCGAUCCUUCAGACUGCUGGAUUCUCUGCUGCUGCUGAUGCAACUCGAGUCUCUGUUAUCAUUGGUGUUUUUAAGUUGCUGAUGACAUGGGUGGCUGUUGCGAAAGUUGAUGAUCUCGGCAGACGACCCUUACUCAUUGGAGGCGUCAGUGGCAUUGCGUUGUCUUUAUUUCUACUGUCAGCAUACUACAAGUUUCUCGGAGGCUUUCCCCUUGUCGCUGUUGGUGCAUUGCUUCUCUAUGUUGGUUGCUACCAGAUAUCAUUCGGACCAAUCAGCUGGCUAAUGGUGUCGGAGAUUUUCCCGCUUCGCACAAGAGGGAGAGGGAUCAGUCUUGCAGUUCUUACAAACUUUGGCUCCAAUGCUCUUGUUACCUUUGCGUUUUCACCUUUAAAGGAAUAUCUUGGAGCAGAGAAUCUUUUCCUUCUCUUUGGAGCCAUAGCACUGGUAUCACUGUUGUUUGUAGUACUAGUAGUUCCAGAGACCAAGGGUCUUAGUUUGGAAGAAAUUGAAUCAAAAAUCUUGAAGUGA